Messenger RNA from Ailuropoda melanoleuca (giant panda), 720 nucleotides. RefSeq names its product olfactory receptor 51V1-like. Gene Ontology annotation, biological process: G protein-coupled receptor signaling pathway. Gene Ontology annotation, cellular component: plasma membrane. Gene Ontology annotation, molecular function: olfactory receptor activity; G protein-coupled receptor activity. The record is from RefSeq and is a predicted model, not a curated record. Lineage: Eukaryota; Metazoa; Chordata; Mammalia; Carnivora; Ursidae.
AUGGGGCUGUCCACAGUGCACACGGUGCUGGGCAUCCUGUGGGGGUUCAUUCGAGAAAUCAGCCUGGAUUCCUGCAUUGCCCAGUCCUACUUCAUCCAUGGUCUGUCCUUCAUGGAGUCCUCUGUCCUCCUUACUAUGGCCUUUGAUAGGUAUAUCGCUAUUUGCCAUCCACUGCGUUAUUCCUCCAUUCUGACUAGUUCCAGGAUUUUCAAAAUUGGGCUCAGUAUAGUAGCUAGGAGUUUCUUCUUUAUUACACCCCUCAUCAAUCUGAAAUUUUUCCAUUACUGCCGUUCCCACAUCCUCUGUCACUCAUUCUGCCUGCACCAGGACCUUCUCCGCCUAGCGUGCUCAGAUAUCAGAUUUAAUAGCUACUACGCCCUGGUGCUGGUCAUUUGCACACUGUUGUUGGAUGCUGUUCUGAUCCUUUACUCCUAUGUCCUGAUUCUUAGGGCAGUCCUGGCAAUUGCCUCUCAGAAGGAGCGGCAUCAAUCAUUUCAGACCUGCGUCUCCCACAUGCGUGCUGUUCUGGUGUUCUGCCUCCCUACCAUUAGCCUCACAAUGGUGCACCGAUCCGGCACGCAUCUCUCCCCCGUGAUCCAUGUACUUAUGGGCAACAUCUACUUCCUUUUCCCGCCUUUGAUGAACCCCAUCAUCUACAGCAUCGAGACCCAGCGGAUUCGGAGUAGAAUGCUCAGACUCUUUUCUCUGAAAAUAUAUUGA